AUGAAUGCCAAACUGGAACGCCUACUGGGCCUGAUUGCCACAACAGCUUGUCUGGAAGAAAAUCUAUUCGUUCCUGCAAGCCCACUCAUCAAGCUCGCCGAAUCAGUAUUACCGAUCAUCAAAUUGGCGAGACUGUUCAUCAAUAAAUUAUCGAAAUGGGAAACAAAAAAUACCAAGUUCCCAUUAUUUACUGAAAUGCCUUCAAGCCAGCUGGAAAAUCUUAAAGAAGUACCUAACUUUCUCGAAACGGAUAUCAGAGGAUUACUGGUGGCCUUGGAGCAAUGUAAGAGAGCGGCUGUCGCAGAGCCCCAGGAUGCUACGACCAUCGGUCCACGCAGUACUCUCUGUCUUUGUUUCGCUAAAACGGCCAGACUUUUCCCAGCAACCUUGGAACCUGUAAGCCUUGUAUUGCCCCAUCUUCUUCCUCGGGUUCCGGACAACGACGGCUUUCCAUCCCGGGAUGACUACACGGAUUGGCUGAAACUGUGGACCGAUCAAUUUGGCUUGGCCAUAAGGCACCUUCAGAUCACUAACUACUCAUGUGCGCCGCGUUAUAUUCUUGAUAACUAUUUGAUUGACUUGAAUGAAAUAUUCCGCUAG
Messenger RNA from Puccinia triticina, 600 nucleotides. RefSeq lists its product as uncharacterized. Bases 1 to 600 code for a protein of 199 amino acids. The transcript has a single exon. NCBI's taxonomy places the organism in Eukaryota, Fungi, Basidiomycota, Pucciniomycetes, Pucciniales, Pucciniaceae. The record is from RefSeq and is a predicted model, not a curated record.